AUGGAUGACUUUGAACGCCGCAGAGAACUCAGGAGGCAAAAGCGUGAGGAAAUGCGCCUGGAAGCGGAGAGACUAGCCUAUCAAAGAAAUGAUGAUGAUGAGGAAGAAGCCGCCAGAGAACGCCGUCGACGGGCUCGACAGGAGAGGCUGCGGCAAAAGGAAGAUGAUGAUCUAACAGGACAAGUGACAGAGAAACCAGAAGUUAAUGCCCAGAACAGUGUGGCAGAAGAGGAGACCAAACGUUCUACAACAACACUAACAAACACUCAAGGGGAAGGGGAAGAUGAUGCUGCAUUCUUGGAGAGAUUGGCAAAAAGGGAGGAAAGACGCCAAAAGCGUCUCCAGGAAACCCUGGACCGUCAAAAGGAGUUUGACCCAACAGUCACAGACGAGGGUUUGUCACUACCAAGCGGGAGAGAGAUAAACAAUGUGGAAGAAAAUGAGACCAUGGGGAAAGAGGAAAAGAUUGAAACCCGCCGAGGACGUUACGAGAUAGAUGAAGUCGAAACUGUCACUACAUCGUACCAGAGGAACAACUGGAGGCAAGAUGAAGAAGAAGAAGAAAAGAAAGAAGAAAAAGAUAAGGAGGAGGUGCAGGAGGAAAAGCCAGAGCAGAGAACCAUAGAGGAAAAUCAGGUAGAAGUAACAAUAGAAAAGAAAACAAUAGACAAAGAAGAGGGACCGGUGGUAUUAGAAGUAAAAACCCUAGAUGUCAAUGUAGAGGAACACAAAGCAGAGAAUGAUAUGGGUGUCCUACGGGUAGGGGAGCCCAGGGCAGGAGUGGGGGCCAUAAAUCUAACUUUAGUUCUAGAUCAUGAGAAGCUUAGGAAUGAAGAAGAGGAAAAGGCUGAGGAAGAAAAGAAGAGAACAGAGGAAAGGGAAAGGCUUGAGGCAGAAGAGAGGGAGAGGGUUAAGGCAGAGGAACAAACAAAAGCUGAAGAAGAAAGAGCAAGAAUUGAAGCAGAAGAGAAAAGAGCAGCUCAGGAAAAAGAAAGGAUUGAGGCAGAAGAGAGGGAGAGGAUUCAGGCAGAGGAGGAGAAGAGAGCAGCUGAAGAAAGGGAGAGGGCAAAGGCAGAGGAGGAGAAGAGAGCAGCUGAAGAAAGGGAGAGGGCAAAGGCAGAGGAGAAGAAGAAAGCAGAAGAAAGGGAGAGGGCUAAGGCAGAGGAGAAGAAGAAAGCAGAAGAAAGGGAGAGGGCAAAGGCAGAGGAGAAGAAGAGAGCAGCUGAAGAAAAGGCUAAGCUAGAAGAGGAGAAAUUAAAGGCAAAACAAAAGGUAGAAGAGAAAAAAAUGGAAGACAAAAAAGUAGAAGAUAAACAGGUAAAAGAGAAGAAAAUAGAAGAAAAACAGGUAAAAGAGAAGAAGGUGCAAGAGGAAAAACCUCAAACAGUCUCCCUAAGAAAACAGGGGGAAGAAAAAGAGGUUAAAGUGGAAGCUAAAAAAGAAAAGUUACCAGACGAGAAACUUCAACCCACCUUCAAAAAACAGCAGAUCAAAGACGACAAGGCUAAUAAGGACAAAGCACCUAAGGAGGAGGUGAAGCCUAUCUGGGAUCGUAAGAAGGGAUUUCCUGAACCAAAGCCACAGAACGGAGAGCGUUUCCAGGAACUUACUACUCACAAACUUAAACAUACCGAGAAUAUUUUUAGCCGCUCCGGCAUGAAAGCAACUACAAAUGCUGAGGAUGGUAAGCCGGUGUCCCAGGCUGAAGCCGGCAAACGACUAGAGGAGCUGCGCCGUCGCCGAGGUGAAAAUGAGAGCGAGGAGUUUGAGAAGUUGAAGGAGAAGCAACAGGAGGCAGCUGUGGAGCUGGAGGAACUGAAGAAAAAGCGUGAGGAGCGUCGGAAGAUCCUUGAGGAAGAGGAACAGAGGAGGAAGCAGGAGGAGGCUGAGAGAAAAGCCAGAGAGGAGGAGGAGAAGAGGAGGCUGAAAGAAGACAUUGAGAGGAGAAGGGCUGAAGCUGCUGAAAAACGUCAGAAGAUGCCAGAAGAUGGUUUGUCAGAUGACAAGAAGCCGUUUAAGUGUUUCACUCCCAAGGGUUCAUCUCUCAAGAUAGAAGAACGAGCAGAGUUUUUGAACAAAUCCGCUCAGAAGAGUGGUGCUAAACCCACUCACUCUGCAGCAAUUGUCUCCAAGAUUGACAGCAGACUUGAGCAAUACACUAGUGCAAUUGAGGGCACAAAGACGGCAAAACCUGCUAAACCAGCACCCUCUGACCUUCCAGUCCCAGCUGAGGGUGUUCGUAAUAUCAAAAGCAUGUGGGAGAAAGGGAAUGUUUUCUCAUCACCAUCUGGGCCAGGGACACCAAAUAAGGAAACAGCUGGACUGAAGGUUGGUGUGUCCAGUCGUAUCAACGAAUGGUUAACUAAGACCCCAGACACCAACAAAUCACCUGCUCCGAAACCUUCUGAUUUAAGACCAGGAGAUGUAUCCAACAAACGUAAUCUCUGGGAGAAGCAGUCAAAUGAAAAGGCAACCUCUCCUUCUAAGGUAACAGCUAUGGGGAAAAAGUCAGAGACUAAUGCAGGUUUGAGACAAUUUGAGAAAGAACCAUAG
This is a messenger RNA of Emys orbicularis (European pond turtle), 2553 nucleotides long. RefSeq names its product caldesmon 1 (gene CALD1). Lineage: Eukaryota; Metazoa; Chordata; Testudines; Emydidae. Bases 1 to 2553 code for a protein of 850 amino acids. Gene Ontology annotation, biological process: actin filament bundle assembly; muscle contraction; angiogenesis. The transcript is spliced from 15 exons. Gene Ontology annotation, molecular function: actin binding; myosin binding; calmodulin binding. The record is from RefSeq and is a predicted model, not a curated record. Gene Ontology annotation, cellular component: actin cytoskeleton.